Messenger RNA from Sungouiella intermedia, 2817 nucleotides. The record is from the annotation of a GenBank genome assembly. Lineage: Eukaryota; Fungi; Ascomycota; Pichiomycetes; Serinales; Metschnikowiaceae.
AUGGUUCAAUCUGAUACGGUCUCAACCCCGUCGCUUAUUCUAUCCAAUCCUUUGGUUCCACUGCUUUAUGACUUGUCACUCAAAAUCGACCACUUAAAACCCAACUUCGUGGGUACUCUUGUUGCAUCAUUGGUUGAAAACCCGUUAUGCCUGGUACCAAAGUCCGACUUUUCCGUGUCUCUCCAUUGCAACAAAAUCGUCAUUACCAGAGCAACUUUGAAAUAUGGUACUGUGGAACAGAAAUUGACCGUCUCAUACUCCAGAGCUGCUCAGAUUGUCACGUUGUCUGCGGACAUUGAGGCAGCUGAGAUCAUUCAGAAUGACCCUCGUCUUGAGCUCACAUUCAUGGCCUCGGUUACUGCUAUCAAGACAUUCCGUGAUGAGACCUAUGGAGUUUUCAAGACCAAUUACUCCGAUUCCUUGGAAGGAAAAUCCGACAACUACGUCAUUGCCACCCACUCUCAGCCAUUUGGUUGUCGGGCCAUCUUCCCUGUCAUUGAUGAGAGUAUUCUGAAAGUGCCUGUUAAACUCACUAUCACAACAAAAUCGGCGUUCAAGGUGAUUUCCAAUGGAGCUUUGGAUAAGUCCACGAUCGUCGAUAUGACUGACGAAUCCGUAUUCGAAUUUAAGCAGACUCCCCCAAUUUCUCCAUCAGUCUUUGGUUUUGUCAUUGGAGAUUUUGAAUGUGUGCAAUCUACUGAAAGCAACAUCCCUGUGAGAAUCUUCGUUACAAAAGGUGAUAGUACUAGAGCCACAUAUGCUUUAAAGGUGGCUACUGAUCUCCUUCCUCGUUUUGUCACUCUUUUCGGAGAAGAUUACCCUCUUGAUAAAUUCGACCUUGUUGCGCUUCCCUUCUUGAGUGACUGGGUGAUGGAAAACUGGGGAAUGGUUACUGUUAUUAGAGAUUCUCUUUUGUUGAAUGAAAUUACUGCCGAUGAAAGUGAUAAACUUCAAUUGAGACAAUUGAUCUCGCACCAAUUGACCCACCAAUGGAUUGGAAACUUGAUCUCAUUUGAUGAUUACAAGUGGAUGUGGUUAGUUGAAGCAUUUGCAACCUGGGUCGGUAACUAUGUGUUAUCCUUGGCAGGAAUUGAACCUACAGACGCCCUGAAUUAUAAGUUGGAUAAAGUGUUCGAACUUGAAACUUUGAAGAACUCUGAUUGUUCAUUGGCCAACUCCAUGCCAAGUUUCCACGAACAUAUGGGACUGUUGAAAAUUGAUUUGGAAUCUAGGACGAACUCCAUUUUUGAGAAACAUGCCUAUGAUAAAGGAAUGGUUUUGCUUAAUAUGAUCGGCUCAUUGUUUCAACUAGAAAAACAGGCAAAUUCUUUGCAACCUUUCUUUGACUCUUUCAAGAAGGUCUUUGAAGCCUUUAAAUUUAAGACCAUCAAACCGUUCCAAAUGUGGAACGUUUUAAACGAAGAUAUCUCUAUUGAUCUCUUGAGUUUCGUUCACUCCUGGAUCCAAUACAAUGGGUACCCACUUUUGACUGCCAAGACGGAUAACAAUAAACUCCAAAUUGUUCAGAACCAAUAUUUGGUUGAUGCAGAAGACGAAAAUGUCCAAAUUGAGAACCAGCCAUUCCAUGUGCCGUUGGCAUUGAAGCUUCUUGGUGAUGAUGGAAAGAUUAAAUAUGCGAACUUAAUGCUCACCGAUCGGUCCAUCGAGCUCGAUAUUCCUCCCAAUCAACUUGUCACCUUGAAUGCAGACAGACAGUUCUACUAUUCUGUUGCCUAUGACAGUACAUUGCAAGACUCACUUCUUGAACACAUCUCGGCCAACAAUUUAUCAUCCUUGGAGAUAAUUGGUAUAAUCAAUGACUAUGGAAAGAUUUUGGGCCAGCGGGUCCCCAAAAAGAAUUCCGAAUUCUAUGGAUCCAAUGCCAUACUCAUGAUUCUCUCUAUUUGCAAUGUUGUUGUUGGGCAACUGUGGAAACUUGACUUCGAAGUUUUGAAAAUCUUGUUGGGAUACUUAGAGGAGAUUAACGUCACGUUUGUGCAUUUCAGCGACUAUGAGAAGUUCGAGAAGUGGCAGGAUAAUUUCAGUGCCAAGUUAUUUCACAAGAUUGGAGGAUGGAAUACUGUUCUCCUGUUGAAAGACAGCUCGUACAACCCAAUUGAGUACGAGGUCAGAGGCGUUGUUCUCCAGCUCGGGAUCGACAGCAAAGAAAGUCAAGAUGUGUGCAAAAAGUUGUACAAGAAUUUUGUCAAUGGUGGAACAGCGCAGAAGUUUAUUCCUAGAGAGAUCUUAGGCAGCGUGUUCAAUGUGACUAUGGCACAUGCCCAAAUGCAAGAGUACAAGCAGAUUCUCAACCUUGUGAAGAACGCAGAUGUUUCCUACUUGAAGCACACCAAUGCAAGCGCACAAGAGCUUCAAACAGCAGCAGUGGCAUCACUUGGAUUCAGCAUCAAAGACGAUCUCCUCGGCAAGACAUUGCACUUUGUUAGCAACAACAUCGACUCCAAGUUGAUCGAGUUGGCACUUAUCGGGUUCAAAUACCACCAUAGUCUGACUAUCAAGGAGAAGCUUUGGGCUUGGUACCGAGUGAACUACGAUCAAUGGGUGAAGCGGUCAUUACGUAAAGGAUCCGAUUGGUCGAAGCAGAUCGGCAUCACGGUGGGAAACAUUUCCAGACUUGUGCUUGGAGAGGUGAUGCAGUAUAAGCGCAAUAGCGUGGAACAGUUUGUCGAGGAGAAGCUGAAAUCACUCCCUCCACACGGACUUAGGGAAAGAUGGGAGAAUGUCGAGGCAGAAAACAAGGAGAAGAGGUAUAUUGCCGAGCACUAUGACGCAGUAGUAUUCGCACUUAACAUGUAA